AUGUCUCUAAAGAAUAAGAGAAGCUCUGUAAAGAAAAGUGUCUCCUUUUCAGAUGAUAAUACACUGACUAGAAACAAUUUAAAGAAACAUGUUGAUCACGACAAUCCUCCAGUGUACGUUAGACGAACAACGUUAACGGUCCCUUGGCACAUUUUCGCACUGCUUUACUACUACAUCUACAUUUCGAAUUCUUAUGACACAGUCGCAUUGUUAUAUCUACUGAUACCUCUGCAAAUAACCUAUUUGGUAUUCCAGUUCAAUAAAUCCACGGUUUAUGGUAAGAAGCUCUUGAAGAUUAAACUUCCAUUAGUUUUAAUAUCACUAUGUGCUACACUACUAUUGACAAUACCAACUACAGUGAUUAUCAUUUUAUUUGGAGCUCCGUUAAUUGAAAAAUUGUUUGAAACUUGGUUGUUAUCAUUACACCUAUGUUUCCUGGCGUAUCCAGCCGUAUACCAAGUGUUUAAUGGAGACUUUAAAGUGGGAUUAUGGAAAAGAUAUUUUGUUAUGAUUGUCGUGGGAGCGUGGACAAGUUGUAUUGUUAUUCCGCUGGAUUGGGAUCGUUAUUGGCAAACUUGGCCGAUCCCGGUGGUUGUUGGCGGAUAUUUGGGGGCACUUGUUGGCUAUAGCAUUGGUGCAUUCAUCUAA
Molecule: messenger RNA, 648 nt
Organism: Zygosaccharomyces rouxii
Lineage: Eukaryota; Fungi; Ascomycota; Saccharomycetes; Saccharomycetales; Saccharomycetaceae
Gene: GPI11
Product: mannose-ethanolamine phosphotransferase GPI11
Exons: 1
Coding region: 1-648 (215 amino acids)
Biological process (GO): GPI anchor biosynthetic process
Cellular component (GO): endoplasmic reticulum membrane
Source: RefSeq, a predicted model, not a curated record